Ananas comosus (pineapple) is the source of this 1923-nucleotide messenger RNA. Its product is annotated as jacalin-related lectin 19-like. The coding region runs from base 128 to 745 and encodes 205 amino acids. The record is from RefSeq and is a predicted model, not a curated record. Gene Ontology annotation, molecular function: carbohydrate binding. The transcript has 3 exons. Lineage: Eukaryota; Viridiplantae; Streptophyta; Magnoliopsida; Poales; Bromeliaceae.
ACCAUCCCUUUGUUAGCGAAACAGAAAAGAGUACGAUAGAAGGACCCAAUUGAAGCAAAUUUUAGUGUAUCAGCUGAUCCAACCAAGUGCAUAACUGCGACAAAUUAAAGUUUUGUCACCUGCUAAGAUGAAUAUCGGCCGAACUGGAGAGACAUUCAUCAAAAUCGGACCUCGAGGUGGCGACCAUGGCUGUGAGUGGGAUGAUGGGUACUUUGAUGGAGUCAGAGAGAUUCUUAUAUGGCAUGGAGAGGAAAUAAAUGCGAUUCAAUUUGUCUACGACUGCAAGGGAACAUUGGUGUUAUCUGAGAAGCAUGGUGUGGAUGGAACGAACUUUGAUCAUAUUCAACUGGACCAUCCUUCGGAGUAUCUAACAGAGAUAAGUGGGUGUUUCCGGGGGGUGCAGCCCCACAAACCACCGACUGUCAUAAAGUCUCUGAAAUUCAGUAGCAACAAAAGAUCAUUUGCAACCUUUGGAUGCGGUGAGUCCGAUGCAAUCGCAGCUAGUUGUUUCCACUUCAAAGUGAUGGAGAACAAAGCAUGUGGGUUCUUCGGGCGUUCCGAUUAUAACUAUCUCCACGCUAUCGGAGUUCACUUCAGGGCCAUGCCAAAGAACUGCCCGAAAAAUUCUGAUGCCAGCUUCAAGAGGGUCAUCUUGUGCAAUCGCAAUCGAAAAGCAGCUCCUUGUUCUUUGACAAGCUCAGCUUUCCAUUUUGCACCUGGCCCAUCGAUUACCCCCUUCUCCUAGGGCAAUCGGAAUGCAGUUCCUCGUUCUUUGGCAAGCUCACCUUUCAUUUCUCCAUCUGGCUCAUCGGUGUUCGGAUUUUAAGAGCGUUCCAUUUGGGACGCUUCUAAAUAUUUGCCUUGUCCUGUGAAAAUGAUGUGCUUGCGUCGUGUAUUAAACUGUCUUUUUCUUCGCUAUUUUGUAGCUCCAUUGUUGUUAAUUCACCUUCUCAGUACUUUGUUUGGACUUCUGAGCUAUCUAGUACUUGUACAGUUGUGCUUGCCAUCUAAAUUUAUUUGCAUGUCUUGUUAUUUAGUUGGAUAAAGGAUCUCACUGCUCUAUUAAUAAAUUCAAGGUUAUGUUGCUGCCAACAAGCACACUAGAAUACAGUUACAUAUGCAUUCUCUGGUUUGUAUUCGCGUUAGGAUUCCUUUAUACUAAUGGCUAAGAGCUUGUUUCCACCAUUACAAACAUAGGAUAAGCUAUACUUUUAAAAAACUUUACCUAAUUACAUGUGAUGCUUACCAAUCUACUAAUCCAGUUUGCAUUAAAUCAUUUUCCAGCCCUUGGUAUGUCUUAUGAUACAAAGAUCUAUUUAUACAACAACGCUAUAUAUUCUUUUAUUAACUUUGACAAAAAGUAUGUAAGAGAAAAGCUUUUAAAAGUUGAGCUUGCUUCAGUCCAAAGAAGCACAAAAGCUUAUAUUUCAUUUUCUUGUUUCAGAUGAUAUUCUUCUUGAGUUUCUUCAAAGCUAAUUCUAAAGAUAGUGACUGCCGUGGCGCCUUAAUUCUUUCUGGAUGCUCGAUGUAGGGGUUAAAUUUGUAUAAUGAUGACACCAACAAAGAAGUUACUCUCCAAGCAGAGGACGAUUCUGAAAGAUAAAUUGACGUUGAAGAUACACCAAGAGAGCCAUUUCCUUUUACCGAACAAAUUCUAAAGAGAUAUCCAUAACAAGAAUAAAGAAUACAUGUCAAAACAAAUUAUUGGGAGUGGUAGCAUACUGGCAUCUCUUGGCUAAUUCCAAAAGAAUUGGUUAAUACAUUAGAUGUCAGACAGGCAAGUCCUAAAUGUUACUGCAUUGCAUCUAUGGACAAAUUCAAACUUAUGAUGAAGAAAAGAGCUCUGAUAUUCCUAGAGUUGAGUUCUGUGAUUCAUGCAAAGCUGUAAAUUAAUUUACUUAAACUCAAAUAGGCUCAUUUCUG